Cuscuta epithymum is the source of this 864-nucleotide messenger RNA. Lineage: Eukaryota; Viridiplantae; Streptophyta; Magnoliopsida; Solanales; Convolvulaceae. The record is from the annotation of a GenBank genome assembly.
CGGAGGCAAGAAAGCCAAGGGGGCUGCCGGUGCUAAGGAUGUCCCCGUGGUAAUUUCCGAGGGGCACUCCUCUUCGGGCACUCCGGCGGCGGUGCCUGCUCCUGAUAAUCCCUCCCCGGGUCGGGGAGCCGAGUUGACGUGGCCUCAAGAUCACGUGCAGUUUUCCAUCACAAAAGGGACCGCCAUUAUGCAUGGCACCCUAAACCCGAGGGAGUUCUUGACCGGCGCCACCCCCCCGACGGAUAAAUCGGUGCUCUCCAGGCUGAAGGACGAUGCCCUCGGCAGCAAGGUCCUCCAAGCUUCGGUCACUGCUUCCCUCGGACUUGGCGAACUUCUGAGGAGGUUGGAGGAAUCACAGGCCCAGAAAAGGCGAGCUGACGAGGCUCUGGCUGAUUCCCGGAGGCAGCUCUUGGAGGCCCAAGAAACCUUCCGGUUGGAGCAGGAGGCUUUCAAUAAGAUCCUUCAAGACUCCAAGACGGUUGCGAGAGCCGAAGGGAAGGCUGAAGGCAAGGCCGAGGCCGAGAAAGCCGCCGUCGCUGCUGCCGAGGAGUUUGAAAAGACCAAGAAGGAGGCGGUGGCUCAAGCUGAGAGGGAUGCAAUCGCCGCCUUUCUUUCCGAGGGAUGGAGAUCCGAGGACCACAAGCAGUGGCUAGCUUCGGUGAUCGAGGGAAGUGUUGAUGACUGGGUGGGAGGCCCCGGGGCGAUGUGGUUGGCCCAGAAGGGCAAGGAGUAUUACGACGGGGGUGAGUUUUUUACCCAGUGGCUCGUCUACCGGAGGCUCGCCCGGCAUUUCGGGGUCGACCCCAAGGAUUUCAACCCAGCCACCUAUGGUCUGCCCCCCCUUCAGCCUGACACAAGGGUUCC